This is a messenger RNA of Fusarium tjaetaba, 1326 nucleotides long. RefSeq names its product mitochondrial enolase superfamily member 1. Gene Ontology annotation, biological process: carbohydrate catabolic process. The coding region runs from base 1 to 1326 and encodes 441 amino acids. Gene Ontology annotation, molecular function: hydro-lyase activity; magnesium ion binding. Lineage: Eukaryota; Fungi; Ascomycota; Sordariomycetes; Hypocreales; Nectriaceae. The transcript is spliced from 5 exons. The record is from RefSeq and is a predicted model, not a curated record.
AUGCCAUCUUCAAAGACACCGUUAGAAGUUGAUGAUGUCACCAUCACCAGCUUCACCGUUACAGACAUCAGAUUCCCCACUAGUCUAGACGGAGUUGGCUCAGACGCUAUGCAUGUUGGCACGAAUGGGUCGCAUCCAUACAUUCAACUUCAUACCAAUCACCGUGAUCUGAUCGGUGAAGGCAUUGCUUUCAGCAACGGGCGCGGAAGCGAACUCAUUUGUAUGGCUCUCAACAUCUUCGCUAAACGCGUGAUUGGAAAGACAAUGCAUGAGUUGACUCGGAAUAUGGGCAAGACCUGGCGAUAUAUGGUCUCCGACUCCCAAUACAGAUGGAUCGGUCCUGAGAAGAGCGUGACGCAUUUGGCUGUUGCUGGCGUACUAAAUGCUGUCUGGGAUCUCUGGGGCAAGAUAUUGGGUCUUCCAGUAUGGCAGAUCGUGUGUGAGAUGAGUCCCGAGGAGAUUGUCCGCUGUAUCGACUUUAGGUAUAUCACCGACGUCAUCACACCAGACGAGGCCAUUGGUAUGCUUCAAAAGACUGCCCAAGGCAAGGAGGAACGCUUGAAGGAGGCAUUCGAUAAUGUUGCCGUACCAGCCUACACGACAUCCGCCGGGUGGAUGGCGUUCUCUGGCGAUAGGAUGAAGGAGGUUCUGCAUGAGACAUUGGCGCAGGGAUACAAGGUCUUCAAGUUCAAGGUUGGUACCAGCAUCGAGGCCGAUAGAGAAAGGUUGUCUGCUGUAUGGAGUGUACCGGAGGCUGUUGAGUACAUGAAGCAUUUGGUGGAGUUCAAGCCUGUUUUCAUUGAAGAACCGACAAAUCCAGACGACGUGCUCGGACACGCAGCUAUUCGCAAAGCGCUGAAGCCGUAUGGUGUUGGUGUUGCAACGGGCGAAGCAGCACAAAACAGAGUCACUUUCAAGCAAUUACUGCAGGCUGAAGCAACUGACGUUGCCCAAAUCGAUGCUGUGAGACUUGGUAGCGUUAACGAGUGCCUUGCGGUCAUGCUGAUGGCCCUCAAGUUCAAUAUCCCAUGCGUUCCACAUAAUGGUGCAAUGGGCCUGACGGAACUGACGUCCCAUCUCAGCACGAUUGACUACGUUGCUAUCAGUGGACGCAAGUCAAUGCUGGAAAACGCCGACAGUCACCGCGAGAACUUGCGACAUCCCUCCAAGAUUGUCAAUACUCACUACGUAACGCCAUUAUCACCAGGUUACUCUACAGGCUACACCGACGAAGCGCUUGAAAAGUACACUUAUCCUGAUGGCAAGUUCUGGACAUCUGAAAUCGGGUUGGAGAUCAUCGCGCAGCCUACGGGCGGCGAGCUAUAA